AUGUGCGGAAAAGGAGAGUUGCAAUCUCCAAUUGAUCUUACAAACGAAAGAGUUCAAAUUGUUUAUCACCUUGGAAGGCUUACUAAAGACUACAAACCUUCCAAUGCCACUCUAAAAAAUAGAGGCCAUGAUAUGAUGUUGAGAUUUGAAGAAGAGUCAGGAAGUAUAAAGAUCAAUGGUACUGAAUAUCAACUCCUACAGCUUCAUUGGCAUGCUCCCUCUGAACAUACCAUCAAUGGAAGAAGGUUCGCUCUGGAGCUUCACAUGGUUCACGAGAGUAUUAACGGAACUAUGGCUGUACUCACAAUACUCUACAAAAUCGGACGACCAGACUCUUUUCUCAGAUUGAUGGAGAAUAAACUGGGGGCGAUUACAGAUCAAAAUGAGAGAGAGAAGAAUGUAGGAAUAAUUGAUCCACAAAAGAUUGAUAUUGGGAGCAGAAAAUAUUACAGAUAUAUUGGAUCACUUACCAUUCCUCCUUGUACGCAGAAUGUUACUUGGACCAUCGUUAAAAAGAUAAGGACUGUGUCGAGAAAACAAGUACAACAACUCCGAGUAGCUGUUCACGAUGUGAGUUUUAUUUAA
This is a messenger RNA of Arabis nemorensis, 585 nucleotides long. Lineage: Eukaryota; Viridiplantae; Streptophyta; Magnoliopsida; Brassicales; Brassicaceae. The record is from the annotation of a GenBank genome assembly.